CAUUUGGAAGGAGUCUCAGAACUGUGGCAGUCUGAACUACAACCCUUCAGAGAGCUGGGAUUUGUGUGGCCAUCAUGAGUGAGAACAUUCAGAAAUCCUUGCAGAGCUGCUUACAGCAAUUAAACUGUCAUUUCACUUGGAAUUUGCUAGAGGGAGAAAAUUCCUUAGAUGACUUUGAGGACAGAGUGUUUAACCAGAAUGUGUUUCAGAACUGUGAAUUCAGAGCCACAGUAUGCAACCUACUGGCCUACAUCAAGCACUGCAGAGGCCAAAAUGAGGCAGCCUUGGAAUGCUUAGAGCAAGCUGAAAAGUUCAUCCAGCAAGAUCAUGCUCACAAAGCAGAAGUCAGAAGCCUGGUCACCUGGGGCAAUUAUGCCUGGGUCUACUAUCACAUGGGUCAGUUCUCAGAAGCUCAGAGGUAUGUAGACAUGGUGGAAAAAGUCUGUAAGAAGUAUUCUAGUCCCUACAGAAUUGAGAGCCCUGAGAUGGAUUCUGAGGAAGGAUGGACACGGCUGAAAUGUGGAAUGAUGCACAAUGAACAUGCCAAGGUGUGUUUCCAGAAGGCUCUAGAAAAGAGCCCAAAGAACCCAGAAUUAUUUUCUGGAUUGGCAAUAGCAAGCUAUCGUCUGGAUGUCGGGUCACCAAAUAAGAAUUCUAUUGACCAUCUGAGGAAAGCCAUAAAGCUGAAUGGUGAGAAUCAGUAUAUUAAAGUCCUCCUGGCUCUGGAACUUCUCAAGGUAACUUCCCCUUCCCAAGAAGAAGAAGCAGAGAGAUUAGUUGAAGAAGCCUUGGAGAAAGCUGCCCCGGAGGCAACAGAUGUGCUUUGCAGUGCUGCAAAGUUUUAUCGGGCAAAGCAGUCGUUUGACAAGGCUAUAGAACUGCUCGCAAAGGCUUUAGACCACAUGCCAAACAACACCCAUCUCCAUUACCAUAUCGCCAGCUGCUAUAAGAUAAAAAUCGACGAAGUACUAAGAAAGGAAAAGAGUGGAACAUACAGGAAGGAAAAAUUAUCAAAAUUAAUAAAGGAAGCAGAGUAUCAUUUUAAGAAAGCUGAGUCCAAUGAGAAGCUCUACCGUGUUGGUUCCUCUCUGAGCAGCCUCUAUGCUCUAUCUGGUCAGUGCAAAACAGCAGAGCAUUAUUUCCAAAAGGAAUCUAGCAAAGAACUUGAUCCUGUGUCAAAACAAUUGCUUCAGUUGCGUUGGGGCAAUUUUCAGCUGUAUAACGUGAAGUGUGAAGACAAGGCCAUCCACCAUUACAUGGAGGGUGUGAGAAUAAACAGGGCUUCAAGGGAGCGAGAGAAGUUGAAAACCAAACUGAGAAAUAUUGCCGAAAGGCGGCUUUCCAGGAAUAACGAAGAUGCCGAGGCUUUGCAUAUCUUGGCGUUUCUUCAGGAGCUGAAUGGAGAAAAGCAGCAGGCCAGGGAAGAUGCUGACAGCGCUCUGGAUUCUGAAAGUCUCUUGCCCUCAGCCUCUUUAGAUGAGACAAAGAUCGAGGAGUAGUGAUACAGUUCCCCUAAAACUCAUGCUUGGAAGCAGAACUGAUGUGCUUCAAGGAACGUGAUAGAUCAAGGCUGUUUUCCAGCUGACCUCUUGGGUAUGGUGGUACUCUGGGAGAUUCCCUCCGUUAUCUUUGGUGGCAUGAUGCCUCAGCUGGUUUGUGUGUUAGUAGAAAGCAGCCAGAUCCCUCAGAUUCAGAAUCCUGAGGUCUAGUUUUACAGUGUUUAUUCUUGGAGUCAUUUUAGAUCCUGAUCCUGCACAGAUACUAAUGUGCUGUAUUUACCAAAAAGGCAGAGCAAUCCAAGUCUACCUAAGGUUAAUAUCCUCUCUCUCACACACAGUUCUGCCUCUUUACUCCUUCUUGCAGCCAGCUCUCAAACUAGAGUUUCUCACAUGUGGGUCAGUUGUCUCGUGAAUAGAGGUGGCAACUUAGUUUGGAGAAUGAGAGCAGAGAAGAAAGAAUAAAUCUACGAAAGCAACUGGGUCAAACAACCACAGUGUCAGACUUUGAGGACACAGGGAGGUUGACACCAUUUCCAUUCUGCUGUCACUGUAAAUUGAAAUGCAACAAAUUAAAGGAGGAAGGUGGAUUCUAUACAAUAAAACAGAUACCAGAAUAAUGCAUUUCUUUGAAACUUGCAUGAAAAAAACGAUGUUUUACCAAUGAGGAUGGGAAAAUUAUAAACAAAAGAGAAAAAGGGAAGGGAAGGUAAUGUUAAUUUAUCUUUGUAGAUAAUAAUUUGGAGAAUUUCUCAUUUUAUAUGAUACUAUUAAGAUUUUUUGGCCUGUAAAAUGAAGACUUACCUAUGGAAUUGUACCAUAAAAUUAAAAAUGAAACAAUGAAAACUUCCCUUGUGUAAAAAUGCUUUAAAUGCUAUACAGACAGCUAAGUGAGGAGAAUGACUUGGUGACCAAAUGCCUAGAGGAAAGCUUUGGGAAAUGAAGACUGGUAAAAAUGGCAUAGGGCAACAGAGGUAUUUCUAUUAGAAACGCUGAAUACUGGGUGAUACAAACACACAAUUCAUAAUACGCCUGAAGUCUAUGGGAUUUUACAGGAAGAUAAAGAAGGAACUGAAUGUCAAGGUUGGUAUGAAUCAAACUAGCGGACUCAGCAUCGAACCAUCAGCCAUCUUCUACACUUGAAAAUGUUUUAAUGUUGGACUUAGAUUAAACUUAAGCAUUUAUGAAUUUUUUUGCUAAGCAUGUAAGACAUAUAUAGAAUUAAUCAUUUUUCAAUAAAUUAUCUGUUUUAUACUUCAAAUAGUAUACAAUAUGUGUAGCUUGUAUUCCUGAAAAAAAGUUUAUUAAGUAACUUUGCUGUAAUGAAGUACAAAGAAGUGUUCUGA
Messenger RNA from Ochotona curzoniae (black-lipped pika), 2842 nucleotides. RefSeq names its product interferon induced protein with tetratricopeptide repeats 2 (gene IFIT2). Lineage: Eukaryota; Metazoa; Chordata; Mammalia; Lagomorpha; Ochotonidae. Gene Ontology annotation, biological process: defense response to virus. The record is from RefSeq and is a predicted model, not a curated record. Gene Ontology annotation, cellular component: cytosol. The transcript is spliced from 2 exons. The coding region runs from base 75 to 1499 and encodes 474 amino acids. Gene Ontology annotation, molecular function: protein binding.